Messenger RNA from Babesia bigemina, 312 nucleotides. RefSeq lists its product as hypothetical. The record is from RefSeq and is a predicted model, not a curated record. The coding region runs from base 1 to 312 and encodes 103 amino acids. NCBI's taxonomy places the organism in Eukaryota, Apicomplexa, Aconoidasida, Piroplasmida, Babesiidae. The transcript has 3 exons.
AUGCAGACGAUACCGCACCUUGUGGAAGGGCCGGACGCGGAAGUAGCUCAUGACGCAGAUGACGAGGAUGAUGAGUAUGAUGAAGACGAUGAUGAGAGCGAUGGUGGUAGUGGAAGUGGCGCGACCGGGAGGAUAGGGGGCAAGAUGUUCACCGGUUUGAAGACGCUGCGUGCUGGCGGAAUGCGCAACACCGGGAGAUGGGGGUGCCCGUUUCUUUUCACAACAGUUACAUUCACAUCCGGAGAUGGCAUUGUUUUUGAAGUUUACGCGAAUGGUAGUAUCGCAAACAUGAUAUGCAACGGUUUCCUCUGA